This is a messenger RNA of Corylus avellana, 2258 nucleotides long. Its product is annotated as Glutaredoxin family protein. The record is from RefSeq and is a predicted model, not a curated record. NCBI's taxonomy places the organism in Eukaryota, Viridiplantae, Streptophyta, Magnoliopsida, Fagales, Betulaceae.
AAUAAAGAAAUGUAAUUUUUUCAGCUAAAUAAAGAGUAAAUUUAUUUAGCGGAAUGUGAAUACUCUAAAUGGUAGGAAUUGUAACGACCAAAUAAAGAGCCACAUUUGUGCUAUUAAGGCUAUUGUUUUAAAAAGGGUUUUCUAAAAUUUCUCAUCAAGCCUAUGUUAUACAGCGCUCACACACGCCACAUGAUAUUCCUAAAAUCGUUUAUAAAGUCCAAUCUUACCUAAUAAAAAGUUAAUCAUCCACCCAAUCAAUGCAAACAAUUCAACCUUCUCAAUUAAUGAGAACUCAUUGUUCUUAAAUGUGCUAGUGUCAGCAGAUGAAAAUGGUUGGAUGGGGCAUCCAAUGUACCAUUAAUGGGAGUAUUUAAAAACCAUCACAACCCUAUCUUCUAGCAACAAAUGGCCGGAUGACUCUGAAUAUAAUAUGCCAGAGAGGGGCUGAAUUACGAUUGAAGUAAAAUGCAGAAUUCCCAUUCAAGUUUGCCCCAAAAAGGAAACAAAAACAAUUCAAGAGAGAUUUAAAAUACACAAAGCACUUUCCUAGCAGCAAGCACUUGCAGAAAUGGUACCCCCAUUGAAGAAAGGGCACCCAAACAUACAUAAUGACAGGAAAGAGAAAGUUCCUGUUAAGCUUAUUCUCGAGCAAUUCAUUAAAAUGACGGGUUUUAUAAUAAAAACUCUUUCAUAUUGGCUGUCUAAAUUAUUUAGAGACAAUUAGCCCGCGGCAGGAAACAGAAUAUAUACCAAGGAGAGAAGAGAGUAGGGACUCUGCAUUGACCAGGUCCAUACCCAACCCGAAAAGGUAACCCAACAAAAUUCAGGGUAAAUCAUCCCAUCCACUAAUCAGGACCUCUCAUCUAUAAUUAGGCCAAAUAAUCCCAUCUACUAAUCACAGCCUCCCAUACCCUUUUUAUCUCUCUUAAACCCACCCAAUUCCAAACCUCAACUACCUUAACCAACCGCCUUAGCCCCCAUUCUCUCAUACCCCUAUUUUUUUUUUUUUUUUUUGGAGUCCAAACAGAAAAUAUAAACAAAAAACAGAAAGGCUGAGAGCUUCUGAAAGCCUUCGCUUUAAGCAAUCAAAAUUGAAAAAAAGGGAAAAGAAAAAUCCAAACCCAUUUUCUUUCUCUCAAUUUUGUUUCAUUUGGUGUCAGUUUCUUUCUUUGUUUCGGUAUUGGGAGUCCCGAAUUCUGAUCUCUACCCUCAAAUGUGGCGGCCGCGGGGCACCAAAUCAACGGUCCGGAUUUACGACAAGUCAUCAUCUCCGACCUCGCUCUUCCAUUGCUCUUCUUUCAAGGACGUCCCGGAGCUUUGUAACGAAGAGGACAAGCCGACUCAACCCACCGUCUCAACCCCCAAGAAGCCCUCAGUUUUCCACCGAGUCCGGCUCGCCAACUCGCUCAUCCGCGCCUGGUCAACUCGGCCUACCGAACCUCUCGCACCCAAACCCAAACCCGAACCCGAGCCAGAGCCAGAGCCAGAGCCAGAGCCAGAGCCCGAGCCCGAGCCCGAGCCCAGUCCCAAUGUCUCAAUCUCGGACCAACCGGACACGCAAUCUGAGCCGCCGAAUCCACUCCCGGGAACCGAGAAGCGCGUGGUGGUGUACUUCACGAGCCUGCGCGUGGUGAGGCCGACGUUCGAGGACUGCAGGGCCGUCCGAUCUAUUCUGCGCGGGUUUCGCGUCUCCAUCGACGAGCGAGAUCUUUCGAUGGACUCGGGGUUUCUAACCGAGCUGCAGCAGAUCCUGGGUCAGAGCCAGGGCAAGGUGACCUUGCCGAGGGUUUUCAUUGGCGGGAGGUACGUGGGCGGUGCCGAGGAGAUCAAACAGCUCCACGAGAUCGGUGAGCUCAAGAAGCUCGUCGAAGGGCUGCCCCCAGCGGAACCCGGCGUGUGUGACGGGUGCGGCGGAUAUAGGUUUAUCCUCUGCGACGAGUGCCACGGUAGUCACAAGUUGUUCGUGGAAAAGAGCGGGUUCAAGAGCUGUACGGCGUGCAAUGAGAACGGUCUGAUCAGGUGCCCUUCCUGUUCUUCUGCGCCUCUCUGAUCCCUCUGAUUAGACUAAGAAAAAUUAACCAAAAGAAAAAAAAAAAUCUUUUUUUAUUUUUUUUUCCUUACUUUGGAUAAUUCAGUUUUGUAGUUUUAUUUUGUUAAAGCUUAAGCUGUGUGGGAUAUCAUAUGGAUAUAGGAAGUGCCACACAAGCACCCAGUAAUUUGGUUGCUUAAGAAAUAUAAUAUAUGAGCUAACUUGGUUA